AUGGGAUCAUAUCUGGAAAAGCUAUUCUCGCUUCACGGCUCCCUGGCCGUCGUUACAGGCGGCACCCGCGGCAUCGGUCAGGCAAUGGCCCUGUCCCUUGCUCGUGCGGGGUCCGACAUUAUCCUCGUUCAGCGCAACGAGAGCAACUUGGAGACCAAAGGACUCAUUGAAGCUCUGGGCAGAAAGGCUCUUGUAUAUACAGCCGACCUUGCAGAUCAAGACAGCGUCUCUGCCCUGAGCAAGAAGAUCCUCGCCGACGGCCAUGAUGUGGACAUCUUGGUGACCUGCGCCGGAAUCCAGAGGAGGCAUCCUGCACAUGAGUUUCCCAUGGAAGACUGGGACGAGGUUCUUCAAGUCAACCUCCGCACAGUCUGGACCCUCUGCCGUGACUUCGGCGCCUACAUGCGCAAGCGCACGCCAGACUCAACCGGCCGCCGCGGUGCAAUCAUCAACGUGGCUAGCUUGGUGUCGUUCCAGGGUGGACUGAACGUGCCGGCAUACGCGUCGGCCAAGGGUGGUGUUGCCCAGCUGACCAAGUCCCUGAGCAACCAGUGGGCCGCUGAUGGUAUCAAUGUUAAUGCCAUUGCGCCAGGCUACAUUGCUACGGAUAUGAACGAGGCUCUUAUAAAGGAUGAGAAGCGAGCGGCUAGUAUUCUGGAACGAAUCCCGACGGGAAGAUGGGGUUCACCAGAGGACUUCGAGGGCGCCACCGUCUUCUUGGCUGGUGCAGGUUGCCGUUAUGUCAGUGGAGAGAUUCUUACGGUUGACGGUGGCUGGAUGGGACGGUAG
Molecule: messenger RNA, 789 nt
Organism: Clonostachys byssicola
Lineage: Eukaryota; Fungi; Ascomycota; Sordariomycetes; Hypocreales; Bionectriaceae
Source: the annotation of a GenBank genome assembly